Messenger RNA from Triticum aestivum (bread wheat), 6654 nucleotides. Its product is annotated as uridine 5'-monophosphate synthase. Gene Ontology annotation, molecular function: orotidine-5'-phosphate decarboxylase activity; cysteine-type peptidase activity; orotate phosphoribosyltransferase activity. Gene Ontology annotation, biological process: UMP biosynthetic process; 'de novo' pyrimidine nucleobase biosynthetic process; proteolysis. The record is from RefSeq and is a predicted model, not a curated record. The coding region runs from base 3347 to 6571 and encodes 1074 amino acids. NCBI's taxonomy places the organism in Eukaryota, Viridiplantae, Streptophyta, Magnoliopsida, Poales, Poaceae. The transcript has 6 exons.
AGCAGAUGACUAAAACAAGGUGCUUCUCUACAGAUCAUAAUUCCUUUGAGUGAGCCAUUUAAUUCUGCUUCAUGGAUCAUGGCUGAAAACCCCUCGGCACAUAUAAGGAAAAGAUAUGGAGAGAGUGGAUCCCCUUGGCGUAGACCCCUUUGGGGAUAGAUUAUGUCUGUGAUAUCCUUGUUUACUUUAAUCUGGUACUUAACAGUAGAGAUGCAUUUCAUGAUCAGUUUAAUCCACUCUCUGUCAAAACCCAGUCUUUCCAUCAUGUCUCUCAAGAAAGACCAUUCAACCCGAUCAUAUGCCUUGCUCAUGUCAAGUUUAAUUGCAGCAUAUCCCACUGGACCGCUCCUUUUCCUCUGCAAGAAGUGAGUUAACUCAUAUGCCAAUAGUAUAUUAUCUGAAAUGAGCCGCCCUGGCACGAAGGCACUCUGAUUUGGGGAGAUAAUAUCAGGAAGAAUUAACUUAAGUCUAUUUGUGAUUACCUUGGCCACCAGCUUAUAAACAACAUUGCAUAGACUAAUCGGUCUCAAGUCUUUCAUACUCACCGGGGUGGCAUUUUUUGGGAUUAGUACUAUGAGUGUAUCAUUCCAGCCAUCAGGCAUGUCUCCUCCCCUCAACACAUGCAGUACCUCUUUGGUGAGCUGGUCUCCAAUGGUUUGCCAGAACCUUUUGAAGAAAACCGCCAGCAUUCCAUCUAGACCCGGGGCUUUUAGGUCACCUAUACUGUACAAGGCUUUCUUGACCUCCUCUUCAGUGUAAUCUGCACAUAAGAGGUUGUUCAUUCCUUCGGUUACCUUUGGCUGUACUGUGUGAAUGAUUUCUUCAUUAUCAUUCCUUGCCUCAGAGGAGAAUAUAUUAUAGAAGUAAUCAGCGAUGUGCUCUUUCAAAGAUUCUUCCCCUUCCACCCAGUUUCCAUCAUCUUUUUAUUUUCGCUUAAUUGUGUUCCUCCUUUUCCUUUCAGAGGCAAAGGCGUGAAAGAAAGCAGUGUUCUUAUCCCCUGCCUGGAGCCAUUUUACAUGAGCUCGUUGCCUCCAGUGCAUGUCUUGUUGCUGCUCUAGACGGUCGAGUUUCUCCCUUAAGAAGUGUUCCCUAGAUACCCUAUCUUGGUUUAUAUCUUCCCUCCUUACUUCUUCCAGUUCGUGCUUCAAAACCUUGAUUCUCUUCCCAAGCUCACCCAAAACAUUCGCAUCCCAGUCUUUUAAAUCUCCCGCAACCUUGCGCAACAUGUCCUGAGUAUUGUAGCUGCCAUGGAGCCUAGCCAUUGUCCAUGCAUUGUUAACAAUCACCUCACACCCAUCCUCCUGAAGCCAUCUCGCUUCGAAUUUGAAACCAUGCACCCUUCUUUUACUGUUCUGCGUCAUUCUGGCUUCAUCCAUAUGGAUUGUCACCGACCUGUGAUCUGAAUGGUAUGGAUCUCCAUUCAGAACCUUGACGUGUGGGAAUCUUGCACACCACCCCCUUGAAGCUACAGCUCUGUCCAGUCUUUCUUUUAUGUACCGGCUAGCAUCCCAACUAUGAUUGCGCCAAGUGUAUUUGUCCCCAAAGUAGCCCAGAUCCCUAAGGCCACAAUCUGUAAGAGCUGUUCUGAAACCUUCCAUUUGAUUGUGAGUUCUAGCCGGCCCUCCUUUCUUCUCAUGGUUGUAUAGGAUUUCAUUAAAGUCGCCUGCACAUAACCAUGGAAGGUCUAGCUGCUGGUUUAGGAUGCGCAGAAGCUUCCAUGUAACUUCCCUUUUACCACUGGAUGGUUCGCCAUAUAUGCCCGUGAAGCGCCAUCUAAAACCAUCCUGCUCCACCACCUCCGCAUCAAUAUGAUAUUUUGAGUAGUUAUGCAGAAUUAGCAUUACUUCUUCCUUCCAAAGUAAAGCCAAGCCUCCACUCUGUCCUUCACAAUCUCUCACCACCAUGUUCUUCAUUCCUAACAACCACUUGAUUCUUUCCAUCCUUCUUUUAUCCAUUUUUGUUUCGGAUAGAAAGAGGACAUCGGGGUCCACCUGCUUCUGGAGAUCCAGAAGCCCUCGCAUUGCCGGGCCAUUCCCCAGACCCCGGCAGUUCCACACCGUGAUCCUCAUUUUACCCCGCGGGACUGUUCUGACAGCCCCGCUUUCAACUCAGUUUUUUGAUUUUCAGGUUUGAUCACUUCUCCACAGCCCUCCACAUUGUGUUCAUUAUCCAUUCUAUCCGCAUGUACCUCUGUUCCAGCUUCCGAGUCAACCUCCAUCUUGCACUUUUUCAGUAUCUCCGGCUCCUCAUCCAAAUCCAUAUCUGAGUGCCCUCUCUUCUUUAGUUCUGUUUCACUAGCAUCCUUCGUCGAUAUUUGUUUUAUUCUUUCUUGGCGUUUAAAGGUCCCCCGUUUAUCCUUUUUAUAACUCAGGGUCUCACUUGGCUUCCUUUUCUCUUCUUCAUAUAUGACUGAUUCAUUUUCUUUCUCCCCCUUUGCCUCCUUUUCAUUUUGGUUCACCUUCACAUCAGACAUGGCCUUCUUUCCAACCCCUUCUUCCGUUGGGAGCUUCUUUUUUCUCGCUUCCCUUCUGCUCUCGUGAGUCGUGAUGUUUUAGGGUCCACCACCAUUGGAGUUGGCCAACCAUUAUUAUUCUUCGGAUCUUGGGCACUCUUUUCCCUCAAACCCUCUUCCACAAAGAGUUUCUUUCCUCUGGCUCCUACCUCUUCCGCAUUUGCUUGCUCCUUUAGUGGGCUCAUUACUUCUUUUUCUUCUCCCUUUCUUGAAGCCCCUGUACCAUCACCCCCAGAUGAGUUCUUUUUCCAGGAGAUUGCAUCACUCCCAUCACCAUAUUAAUUACGCUGGCCUCUUGUUCGGGUUAGAGUAUGCGGGGCCAGAAUUCCAGAUCAUUCGUGCGGCCAAAUUCGUCUUGGGACCUCGAGUGUUGUGGCCUUGGGUGGUUUGGCCAACUUGGCUCGGCUGCUUGGUCGAGUCAGGCGCGGCGCGACGAAGAGUCGGAGUAGGUUCGUGCGUGUGGUGGCGCAAACUCCUUUCUACCGGUGGUGGUAUGUACCGGCGAACCAUCCACCAUUGGUCUUUCGUCGUGAUUCGUGCUGCUGGAUGGCCCACAUCUUUGUAUCCCAGUGUAUUCUAGUUUUACCCGUCGGUAUUCACCAUUAUGUCGCAUCAACAUUUGGUCCCACCGGUUUUAACUCUUUCUCUUUACCCCCGUCCCCCACCACCCACCCCAGCCGCCUCCCGUUUUGACCGCAACCCAUCUCUUUCAUCUUCUUCCUUGGAACUCCAUGAACCAUCAGCCGUCGUUUUCCCCGCCGCCGGGCAUCGUUCUGCUUGUCUGACCGGGGUUAUUUCGGCCGCCUCCUCCGCGCGCUGGUCAAGUUCUUCACGAUGACUAAUUCGGCACGCGGUCGCCGGAAAUCACUCAGCUUUCAGAGAACUAACUCUGAUGAAGGUGGUAGUCUGGACAUGAGUGAUAGUGAUGUCUCCUCUCAGUCAAAAUCAACAAGGAACAGCCGCAGAACAUCUCCAAAAAAGCUAAAGAGAGCCGCAACAUCCGAAAUUAAGCAGAGCAUCAAUUGGAGAUGUGAUCCACAAAAGAUACGUGCCUUUAUGAAAGACCUAACUCCUGAACAACUCAAAUGGAUAGAAGAAUUGGGAUUUGGAUCACUCAUCGAGAUGAUUGACUGCAAGUUACCAAGAAAGCUAACGAUAUGGCUUAUGUCAAAAGUUCACUGUGACAGCAAGUCUCUAGUAUUCAGAAACAGGAAGGUUUCUAUACUAGAAGCUGUUGAAAAUCUCCUCAAGUUACCUGCUCUUGAUAAAGAAGUUCCAAUGCCCAGGCCUGGUAGGGUUCGUGACAAGCCAUUCAGAGGUAAAACUGAAUUCAAGGCUGCUACAGCUGGGAGAGGAGAAUCACUUAACGAAGUGACAACGAGGAUGUUAACGUACAAACAGGAAGAAGACAAGGACAACUUUUGCAUAUGUUUCAUGCAAGUCAUUCUUUGUGCGUACUUAGCUCCAACAACAGGUUACCAAAUUAAUAGAAGUUACCUACUUGGAGCUUUGAAGGACUUGAGCGACAUCCCUCCUAUGAAUUGGUGUCGUUUUGCGGCUGACUACCUGAUCGAGGGAAUUCGUGAGUCAAGGCAGAACAAAGUCCACAACCUGAAUGUCGCCGGAUGCAUUCAUAUUCUACAUCUCAUAUAUGUGGAUCUACUAAAAUCAAAUUUAGUCAGCAUACCACAAGGUUACCCAAGGCUAAAAUACGUUGGCUCAGAAGUACUCAAUCAAAUAGAUCCUACUGGGAAAAAGAAGACGAAGGACCAUUGUCAGAUGUUUGAAAACUUCCUGGAUGAUGAAAAGUUAGCAAGGUUCCCACUUGCAGAAGAACCUGUUGAGGAUCUUAAUGAUACUGAAAAUUCCACACAUUCCACACCAACAGUUAGAGUGCAAUUAACUUCUUCACCUUGCCAGGACAAACAAACAGUUCCUCCAAAGUUAUUACAAACUUCAAGAAAGCGUCAGGCCGAUAAUUCGACAGAUGAGACCUUGAUCAAACGCAUAAAGAAACUUGAAGAGCACUACAGAGCUGAGCGUCAGAAGUGGUCUACUUUCUUUGAACGCAAGCUUCACAAAAAACAUCAAGAACUUGAAGUACAGAAAACCAAGGAAAUCGCAGCAUUGGUCCAGCAACAGAUUGAUAAGGCUCUGUUCCCGAUGAUUGAUAAUGCAGCUGCACCCAGUUCUCAUCACAAUGAUGAUCCAGUUUUGAACAAAGGAUCUAUAGGAACAGAAAGUCCAUCGCACUCCAAUGUAGAUAACACUUUCCUGCUAUCUGUCAAGUCAGCUGAAUUUGAUCACCAAACUAGCAGUCAUGUUGAUGCUAUCCCACAAAUGACAGGCCGUAUAACAUCAUCUCAAAGAUUCAUGGAUGCAACUGCUACUCAUGAAUCUGAACCGGCCUCCAAUAUGGUGUUCACUGUAGGUGGAAAAGAUGAAAACUUCCUUCCUGCUUCGUCAUCAGCUGAUGAGAUUACUCAGUACGACCAUUCUGUUCCCCGUCCAUCUAUUGGCCAAGAUUUUACUCCAACAGAUCAUAUUGUUCAGUCUGAACUAGAUCGUUCUAAAGAUGAUUUUGUGCAAAGAAUUUGCAAUUCUGAAAAUCUGCAGUCUGAAAAACAAGCACCUUCUGCAGUAUGCGUCAAUUUUACAGAAUACACAGAAGAGAAUGCUCCUGCAAAUGUUGUACCUGCGUCAAACAUAUCUUCAGUUCCAAAUGAGCCAAGUCCUUCUAUAAUUACCAACAAUGCGGGUCAACAAGACCAGUCACAACCUGGUGAAACUUUGAGAAACAGCAUGUCAAAUGAAAUGUCAAAUGAAGAUUCAUCAAUGAUGAAGAUUGUUGCUUCUGAGGUUCAACCUGACAUUUCUUCUGUUGUACCUUCUAAUACUAAUAUCAAUGACCCGGCUAAUCCGAAUACAGUUAAUCAGGCAGUUAGUAAUGCAUGUGCUCUUGAACAUGCAAAUCGGGAAUCAUCAAGUAUUGUUUUGCAUGAAGUACCUAGCCAACUCACUACGGUAGAAAUUGGUUAUGUAAUCAAAGAAACUGCCAUGAUUCCUGCAACCUCAACCCAACCUGCAUCUCAAGAAUUAGUUGAUACUCCAUCAGAUAUUCCUGCAUCCGAUGUUAUUCAGAAGCCAUUGGCUGAGCAAUUGGAGAAUCUCCAUCUGACCAAAAAUGACAUUCAAUCAAAGAAUGAUAUCGAAACUGCGCAUACUGAUGCCACUUCAAAACAGGUUCAAAUUAUUUCUUCCCCACCUUUAUCCCUUGAGAUAGCUUGUGAUGUUUCAAUUAUGUCUGUAAGUCAGAUGAGUAGGGAAUAUGAUAAUAUGAAGGUCCUGGAAAAUAUUACUAUUCAUACAAAAGAACAUACUGGUGCAUCUCCAGUUCCUGAGGAGGUUAUUCAGCCACAGCCCAGCACCUCCGGUUCGGAUGUUUUGCAGAAAGACCAUUCAUACUUACCUGCUGAUAUCCCCAAACCAAGCAGCGAACCAGAAGCUAUCACUUUGCUGCACAAUUUGGUUGAGGCAGACCACAGCAACUCCGGUUUGACUCUUCUUCAAAUCGACCAUUCAAACUUACCGGCUGCUCAGUCUAAACCAACCACCGAACCGUCACCUUUCACUUUACCAAUAGCUCAAUCGUCACCAAUGGAAUGCCAAGAAAUGGCUCAAUCUGAUAAAGAAGAACUUGACAAGUGUGUCGAAAUGAUUCUCUUUAUGAGUUCGGACAUGCCCAGCAAUAUGAAUGAGAACCAAGAAACUGCAGCCCAUGGAAAUGAGAACAACUUAGCCCUAAGUCAUCAUAUCAAGGAAGUGUUGACCGAAAACAUAGAACAAUCUUUUGCAUUAGCAGCAAUGCACACUCAGUGCACUGCAGGAGACGUAGAAUCAUCAUCUUCUCUUAGUACACAUGAAGUCUUUGCAGACCCAUCCCAAAUUGAUAUAACUGGACAAAAGGAACAUGAAUCCGAGGACCAUCCCUCCGACAAUUCAAGUGAAGCUGUAAGCUCUGAGCGCACUUGUCGGUGUACUAGAGUAGGGGUACCCUAGUAUCCCGAACUCGUGCACGGGCAGUUGCAGCACCCCGCGGCAAGGCUUGUCGGGUGACCGCCAAGACCCUCCGUGGAUCCCUU